AUGCUGGCGAUCGAGUCAGGAAUGACCAUGGAAGAGAUAAACAAGUGCUCGCUGGCCGCGAGCAACGCGUGGGCAGACGAAUGCAUGGCUAAGGCCAUCGUGCCCUCGAAGGCCAAUGUGCAGGCUGUGGCCAUUCGCGGAUCAGGGCCUUCAGACAAACUCACAGUCAACACUGCUCCCAGCGAUGCGCAGCCACUAGUCAAAACCCGGCCUGAGUUCGAGAAGGUGUGGAACACGUACGGCAGCAGUGCUGGAUCAGGGAGUUGCUCCAUUCCCAUCUAUUACAAGCAUCGGAGGAUUGAGAUGGCGAGGCUAGAAAAGAUGGACAAAGACCAUGCGGCUUUAGAGGAGGCGACAGAAUUUCAGGCUAAGAGAGAAGCUGCGAUAGCUGCAGAUGAAGCUGCAACAGAAAAGAAACGCGCUAAGCGUCAGAAAAGGAAGGACGCAAAGGCAAAGAGCGAGCAGUUAAAAAAGGAAGCAGAUGGCAUCAACAAGUUUGGCAGUGAUGGCAGCUUCUUAGAGAUGAUGGCGAAGAUGGACCCCAAGGUACUGGAGGAGGAAGCCAGAAAGGCCAAGGAGGCAGCAGCCGCUGCUGCCAAGGAGGCAGCAGCUGCGAAAGCGUCAACCAUCACGCCGUCCCAAAUGAGCUCCGAGCAGAACAUCUCCAUUCGAGAUGUGGAGGACUAG
Messenger RNA from Symbiodinium natans, 687 nucleotides. The record is from the annotation of a GenBank genome assembly. NCBI's taxonomy places the organism in Eukaryota, Dinophyceae, Suessiales, Symbiodiniaceae.